Echinops telfairi (small Madagascar hedgehog) is the source of this 2966-nucleotide messenger RNA. It is a transcript of the gene ATG9B, whose product is annotated as autophagy related 9B. The coding region runs from base 1 to 2469 and encodes 822 amino acids. Lineage: Eukaryota; Metazoa; Chordata; Mammalia; Afrosoricida; Tenrecidae. Gene Ontology annotation, cellular component: autophagosome; phagophore assembly site. The record is from RefSeq and is a predicted model, not a curated record. Gene Ontology annotation, biological process: autophagy of mitochondrion; protein localization to phagophore assembly site. The transcript has 15 exons.
AUGGUGAGCCGAAGGGGUUGGGGGGGGAACAGAGGGCGGCGGGGGCGGUGGGGAGACCUGGGGCUAGGAUCAGUGCCCCUCCUUCCCAUGCCACCACCUCUUCCUCCUCCACCUCCACGUUGGGGGUCUGGGGGUGGGAGGAUCUCUGUCUUCCCUCUGUCCCCAGCCCCUCACACAAGAAGCUCCCCCUCCUCACUUCUUGCACCGGCCUUGGGCUCCUCUGGCCCAGUGACCCAGGUGCCAGAGGUUUCUCAGCCUUGCCACAGUGCUCUUUCCACCCCCACACGGGCGGUGCAAGCUGCUAUGACACCUACCUCUGCUUCCCCGUCCUGGGGAUCCCACUCCACCCCGCCCCUGGCCUCGGUGAUGCCCCCUCCCUCCCGCCGAUGCUCUCAGGAUCCUCCUGGGCUUCGGAUAGGCCCUCUGGUCCCAGAGCAGGACUAUGAGAGGCUGGAGGACUGUGACCCUGAAGGGUCCCAAGAUUCACCCCUCCAUGGAGAGGAACAGCAGCCGUUGCUUCAUGUGCCCGAAGGGCUCCGGGGCUCCUGGCAUCACAUCCAGAACCUGGACAGCUUCUUUACCAAGAUCUACAACUAUCAUCAGAGGAAUGGCUUUGCCUGUAUCCUGCUGGAGGAUGUCUUCCAACUGGGACAAUUCAUUUUCAUCGUCACCUUCACGACCUUCCUCCUGCGCUGUGUGGAUUACAACGUCCUCUUUGCCAACCAACCGAACAACCACACUAGAUCUGGGCUGCUCCACAGCAAAGUGACCUUGUCUGAUGCCAUCCUGUCCUCGGCCCAGUGUGUCCAGCAGAUCCGAUCCAGCCCCAUGCUGGUCUUCCUAUUGACCCUGGCUGCAGGCUUCUGGCUGUUCCAGCUGCUUCGCUCAGUCUGCAACCUUUUCAGCUACUGGGACAUCCAGGUGUUUUACAGGGAGGCCCUGCACAUUGCCCCGGAGGAACUCAGUUCCCUGCCCUGGGCAGAGGUGCAGUCUCGCCUUCUAGCGCUGCAGGGGAGCGGGGGGCUGUGCGUGCAGCCGCGGCCCCUGACGGAGCUGGACGUCCACCACCGUAUCCUGCGCUACAUCAACUACCAGGUGGCCCUGGCCAACAAGGGCCUGCUGCCCGUCCGCAGCCCGCUGCCCGGCGGAGGGAGUGUGGCCUUCCUGAGCCGAGGCCUGGCGCUCAACGUCGACCUUCUUCUCUUCCGCGGCCCCUUCUCGCUCUUUCGCGGCGGCUGGGAGCUGCCCGACGCCUACAAGCGCAGCGAGCAGCGGGGCGUGCUGCUGGCCCGCCAGGCCGUCUUCUACGCCGGCGCGCUCUUCGCCGCGCUGCUCGUGCUCACCGUCUACGACGAGGACGUGCUCGCCGUGCAGCACGUGCUCACCGCCAUGACGGCGCUCGGGGUCGUCGCCACCGUGGCCAGGUCCUUCCUGCCCGAGGAGCAGAGCCAGGCCCGCUCGGCGCAGCUCCUCCUCCAGGCGGCCUUGGCCCACAUGCACUACCUGCCCGAAGAGGCCGGCGCCUCCGGCAAAGCCGGCUCCUAUCGGCAGAUGGCGCGGCUGCUGCCAUAUCGGGCGGUGUCCCUCCUGGAGGAGCUCCUGUCCCCUCUCCUCACCCCGCUUUUUCUCUUCUUCUGGCUUAGCCCUCGUGCCCAGGAGAUUAUUGAUUUUUUCCAUCACUUCACAGUGGAUGUGGCCGGGGUUGGGGACAUCUGUUCCUUUGCCCUCAUGGAUGUGAGGCGCCACGGCCACCCUCAGUGGCUCUCGGCAGGGCAGACAGAGGCCUCGCUGGCUCAACGUGCAGAAGACGGGAAGACGGAGCUGUCCUUAAUGAGGUUCUCCCUGGCACAUCCUCAAUGGCGCCCCCCGGGGCACAGCUCUAAGUUCCUCGGGCAUCUCUGGGGCCGAGUUCAACAAGACGCAGCUAGCUGUGGGGCCACUUUGGCCCGCAGUUCCUCCAUUCCUGGGCUGCUCAGCGAUUCCACUUCAUCUUCACCAGAGGCCUUCCUAGCCAACUUCCUGGUGCACCCCCUCCUGUCCCCAAUGGAUCGGAGCCCCACAGCUCCCUGCCCGGCUGCAGCCACAGCCAGCCUUCUGGCCUCCAUGUCCCGUAUUGGCCAGGACCCAAGGUGUGUGUCCCCAGUCAGCCCUGGGUGCCAGAAGCUGGCCCAGCUCCCUGACCUUGCUUCUGCUGAGAUGAGUCUCCAUGCUAUCUACCUCCACCAACUUCACCAGCAGCAGCAGCAGGAACCGUGGGGAGAGGCUUCAGCCUCUUCCCUCUCAAGGCGCUGGUCCAGCCCCUCACAUCCAGUCUCACCUGAUGAGGAGAAGCCAUCCUGGUCGAGUGAUGGCUCCAGCCCUGCCUCCAGCCCCAGGCAGCAGUGGAGAACGCAGAGGGCUAGGAGCCUGUUUCCUGGAGGGUUUCAGGAGACCCAUCAGGAACCUGGUCAGACCCCUAGUACUGACUAAAACACUGCCUCAAGUCUCCUAGGUUCGGCAGCGACCGGAAACUGGAAGACACACCAAGCCCUUUUCAGAGCCUUCCCCCACCCACACACUGCCGACCCAGGGAUGCCAUAGUUGGGCAGGUCCAUGAGGAACUUGCCCCAGAGAGCACUGAAGAGUCAGGAGAUACCAAAAGCCCUGGAAACAAGUCCUAGAGAUGGUCCACACACCUGAGGGCGUGGGGAAGGCAGCAGGGAAGGACUCUUCACUAGUUAAAAGCAUGCUCAAGGCAGAGGAUAGGUAGGGGCCAAGGUGGAAGCCAAACUAAUUUCAGGGAAAUGAGGUCCAGGACCUGCCAGAUCUUGCCUCUCCUUCAGGUCCCCAUGGACUUCUGUGUGUGUGGGUGGGUGAGGGGGCGGAGUGGACCCUUAAGAGUGGUGUUUUGCAGUUUACAUUGCUGUGAUGUCUUAGGAAGUGGGUGGGGUUCAUCCUGUGUGAAAUCAGUAAAGACUCUUUGCAUA